AUGUGUCUCAUUACCGAAAUUAUGCCUCCGCAGAGCACCACAACACUGCUCGCAGUGGUCAUAGCAGCCAAUUUUCAGCUCAGUGAACACUACUUCUACAAUGGCAUCAAAUCCGGGCUUGAGCCCGACCUGAAGCACUCACUCUUCCUCGAUCGCAUCGGUCAGUGUCGUUGGCAGCCCGAUUUGGCAAUGUUCCUAGCUGACAUGCGGAUCGUCCAGCGAAACCACACGCAUUACGUGCUUAGUGGAGUACUGCGGAUUCGGCGUAACAUUACUCAAACCACCACGGGUACCGUGUCGAUCGAGAUCUGUCAGAAUACGACCCACUGCAGGCCGUUUGUAGCGCCACCGGUGAACAUUGGAGAUGUGUGUAAAUUUCUUACCGAGCAGCGCAACAGUUCUUUGGCGAAUGUAUUAGAACAUAGUGUGCCACCGUUGGAGUGUCCCUUCACUAAAGGUGUACGUCGAAUCAAUGACGCACUGGUGGAUUAUAAACCAUUCCGGUAUUUUUCACCACAUGUUAGUAAACUUUGGCGCAUCGAUUUUGUUGGCGAAAGCGAUCAUAAGCGAGUGUUCUGUAUAAGGAUUGAACUAUUUGUCUACAGCUGGGAAGAUAUGCUUCCUAGGUACUGA
Messenger RNA from Anopheles maculipalpis, 633 nucleotides. RefSeq lists its product as uncharacterized. Lineage: Eukaryota; Metazoa; Arthropoda; Insecta; Diptera; Culicidae. The record is from RefSeq and is a predicted model, not a curated record. The transcript has 2 exons. The coding region runs from base 1 to 633 and encodes 210 amino acids.